Molecule: messenger RNA, 4415 nt
Organism: Callithrix jacchus (white-tufted-ear marmoset)
Lineage: Eukaryota; Metazoa; Chordata; Mammalia; Primates; Cebidae
Product: two pore channel protein 2
Biological process (GO): transmembrane transport; monoatomic ion transport
Cellular component (GO): membrane
Molecular function (GO): monoatomic ion channel activity
Source: RefSeq, a predicted model, not a curated record
CCAGCCUUCGCCUCCCAAAUUGCUCGGAUUACAAGCACAAGCCACAGGCCUGGCCUAGUGCCAAGUCAUCUCCUCCAGGCCUCUCCUUCCUCUGGCAGGUGUCGGUGAAGUUGGUUAGUACAGGAGCCCAGGACCGCCUCCUCUGCCUGCCAGGGCUUAACUGACAGUUGGCCCGCAAGUACUUACCAUUAUUAUUGUUUUAACUUCAUGAUCAACGUUUUAAAAAAUCAGGAGGGAUCCCAUUAAAACUGAGUUCCGCUUUCUCUUGAAAAUUCAGCAGCUCUGGCAAACCCGAGUUCCCGGUCGGGCUGGAACUUGGAGCGCCCCAUGGAAAGAGGGGCGGGCCUGCGCCACCUCUGAGCCCGCACUAUGCUCUCCUGGAGACUCCCCUAGGACGGGGAGGGAACUAAUAAUUACUGGGCCUUGGCCAGCUGCAGCCGCGGCUCCUACAUUACCUGAUUUAAUUCUCCAAAUUUGGGAGGAAGGCAUCCUUCUAGUCUCCUGAACUGUCCCAUUGCCAGGUUACACAGUUGGUGCCAUUUGCCGAGGUGACCUGUAACUCACGCGGCCGCCAGCCCAAGCUCUUCCCCUCGAGGCCCCUAGCGCGUCCCACUCCCCCCAGGCCGCGGGAUCCGCUUUCCCGCCCACCCGCCGUGGUCACGUGAAGGAUCGAGAGCCGCUUGCCCAGGCUGGGCCUCCUGUCGGCCCGAGGAAGGCAGAGUCGCCGCGGCUGCCGCCCGGACGUCCGCGCAUCCCCUCUCGCCGAGCGGCCGCCGCGAUGCCCUGGGCUGGUCGAGACGCAAGGGUGAGUCGCCUGCGCCCGCAGCCCCCCGAGGAUCUUCCGACCCGGGAGGACCUUCUCCUGGCUGCUGCCUAUGUUUUGGAUGCCCAGUACAACAGAAAUGUUCCAUUUGAAACAUCACCUCAGGCCAUCAGACUGUACUAUUUUUAUAAGCACUGGACAACACAGGUUGCCACAUAUUUCUUCAUUUGUGUAGACCUUGCUCUUGCCCUCUUUGAAGAGCCUGCAUUGUUUCCUCUGCCAUUCUUGGCCACCUCAAUAGCAGAAAUACUCUGCCUGACUGCAUUCUUUGGGAGACUGAUACAUUUUGCAAAAAUCACUCCUCAAAUGGUUUUCUGGAAGGAUACAAAAAACAUCUGCAUCAUGGUAACCAUAGUGCUGACCUUGAUCGAUCUGAUUAUCUAUGGAUCGCUGGAAUCUAUUAACGUCCGCAGUGUCAGAUGGUCAAGGGCCUUAAGACCAGUCUUCCUAAUUAACUUCCCAGAAAGUCGUCAGAUUCGAAGGGCUUUCCGAAGCCUCUGGAACACUCUGCCCGAUAUCCUCUACGUCUUCCUCUUGUUCAUGUUCAGUGUGUUGAUGUUCUCCCUGAUGGCCUUGAAGCUUUUUGGGGAUCGGGGUCUGAAAACAGCAGAGGGAUCGCCUUACUUUGAAAACAUUCUGGAGAUAGCAUUUGAGCUCUACGUGCUGGUCACUACAGCAAACAGUCCUGACAUCAUGAUGCCUGCCUAUGACUUCAACUGGUGGUAUUCUUUGUACUUUAUAAUCUACAUUAUCAUCAAUACCUACAUCUUCAUGUCUGUCUUUCUGGCUGUGGUGUACAACAAUUAUAGGAAGCACUUAAAGAAUGAAAUUCGCAAACUAGCAUACCUGAAACAUCACAAAAUGAUAGCAGCAUUCAACGUUCUGAAAGUCAAGGUGGGCACUGAGUUUGUGGUCGAGGAGGCUCACUGGAGGCAGCUGGCACAGGUGGUGGCACCAGACAUGAGCAGCGCCCACCUGGAGCUUCUCCUCAGGAUCUCCGAUGAGGGACAGAAGGGGCAUGUGGACAAAAUGAACUUUCUACAACUGCCUGACCUCCUCAACAUCCAGGUGGUCACCAUCAACAUCAAGAGACAUCCGCUAGAAGCCUGGAUGCCGCGAGUGUACCAGUCAUCUGCAAGCCUCUUGGUCCAGAAGAUGGUUCGGCACAGGAUUUUUGUCUGGAUUUUUGAUGUCAUCAUUCUAAUAAAUGCCAUAUUCAUUGCUCUGGAUGAGAAAAAGCCCCUCAUUUCCUAUGCAGAAUGGCUUUUCCUGUCUCUCUACAUCAUUGAGAUCCUCCUGAAGCUGUACACGUAUGAGCCCAGAGCCUAUUUUGAAAAGAAUCAGUUCUGGAACUGGUUUGACACACUGAUCAUCAUUGCUGCCCUGGUGGCCACUGUGGCCAAUGCCACCAUUCAGUCAGCCAGAGAAUAUAACAGUCAGCAGAUACUGGAUAUUGUCUUGAUAUUGAGAAUACUCCGGCUCCUCAGGGUCAUCGUCAGCAUUUGGAGAUUCCGGGUUAUAGUGACCACGCUAAUCAACAUCAGGCCCGUGAUGCUGACAUUUGGUGGACUUGUCUUUGUGGUCUACUAUGUCUUUGCCAUUGUCGGGAUGGAAGUGUUCCAUGGCAAAGUUCGGUUCUUUAAUCUGAAUUUCACUGCUCCUGACGCUCUGGUGUGUGGGAACCCAGCCUUACAGGGCUCUGCAUUUGCCCGAGGCAGAUACUGCAAGAACAACUUCAAUGACUUGGCCUCUGCAUUCACUGUGCUGAUGGAGCUCACAGUGGUUAACCAGUGGCACGUCCUUGCGAACGGCUUUGCCCUGGUGACUCACCAGGCUGCAAAGCUAUACUUCAUCUUGUUCCACAUAGUGGUCGUCAUCCUCAUUGUUAAUAUUUUCAUAGCAUUUGCCUUGGAGGCAUUCUUUGUGGCAUAUUCAUUAGAAAAAAGUGAAGUGGAAACUGCUAUUGAGAAGAAGAUUCAAGAGCUCGGAGUGGGAAUCCAAGAGGAAGAACUUCAAGAUGGGAAGCUCACUGAUCACGUGGACACCAAGGACCAUGGCCUUCAUGGGGAUGAUGGAGACAACAAAAGGAAAGCUUUGAAAGGACUGUACUGCAGAAUUGCAUCAAAAAAAUACAGGACUGUGGAUACCUUGCUGCAGCAGAUGUUCGAGUCUGAAAUUGCUCCUGAGGAUGAAGGCCCUUCCUUGGAUGAGAUUCUGAACUUCUCACCCAGUGACAUAUGUCCCAAGAAUCCCAAUUUUGAAAACAGUGCAUGAUCUUGGUCUUGGAAGGGUCCACAACUAGAAACCGAGAUAAGCUGUCACCUCUUUGCAUGUGCUAUCUGGAGGUGAUGUUUCUGGCCUAGGCUCCCUUCUGUGUUCUGAUGAGCUUGUGAAUAGGCCUCGCCUGGCCUGCCCUGAGUGGUCAGCUGAAUGGUGUGGAAAGGCUGCACAGGUGGACCCCCCACUGAGGAUUGUUCUUAUGUUUGCUUAUGGCCAUAAGGCAAGAAAAAUUGUUGAAGAGAUUGUAAAGAGCACUUGUACACAUAUAUGUACACAUGUAGUCUUUUCAGUGAGUCUAUAAAAGCUUUUCAUUUAUUUUUAUAUGGUAUUUUGCUAUGCUAUUAAUCUAAUCCUGUGCUACAUUAUUACAUAAAUGAAUAUGAAUAUUUAAAUAUGAUAAAGGAAUAUGUUAUAGUACAGUAGCUUUUAAAGACAGUGCUUAUUCAAAAUGAAGAAAAAUAUGAAUGUGGAAAUAUAAUUGUCACAACUGCUUCUCUAUUUUGGGAACAGGGGUGUGCUCUCAAAGCUUCUUUAACAGAAUUACAAUGAUGACAAGAUUUUGAAACACUUGCUUUUUUUUUUUUAGAUACUGAAAUAUCAUUGUUAAUUUUCUGCCUCAAUGAUGUGUCCGAUACUGUCAGUGGAGUAUUGAAGUUUUCCACUAUUAUUGUAUGGAAGUCUAAGUCUCUUUGCUUUAUGAAUCAGUGCUCCUAUGUUGGGUGUAUAUAUAUUUAUGAUAGUUAAGUCUUUUGUUGAAUUGAACCUUUACGUUUAUGUAAUGACCUUUUUUGUCUUUUUUUUUUUUUUUGAUGGUUUAAAGUCUGUUUUGCCUGAAGUUAGGAUUACAACCCUUGCUUUUUCUCAUGCAUAUUCCAUUUGCUUGGUAUAUUUUCCUCCAUUGCUUCAUUUUAAAGCCUAUGGGUGUCACUGUAUGUGAGAUGAGUCUCUUGAAGACUAUAUUAUUUGGGUCUUGCUUUAUUAUCCAGCUGGCCAUUUUAUGCCUUUUAAAAGGGGCAUUUAGUUCAUUUAAGUCAAGGUUAGUAUUAUAUGUGCAAAUUUGAUCCUGCCAUUUGUGUUGUUAGCUGGUUGUUGUGCCAGCUUGUUUACAUGGUAGCAUUAUAGUGUCACUGUUCUGUGUCUGUGUGUGUGUGUGUGUGUGUGUUUUUUUUAAAGAAGAAAAGAAAGAGAAAAAAAGGAGUGAAGGAGAAGAAGAAAGAGGAAGAAAAAGAGGGAGAGAAAACAGGAAUAUUGCUUUAUUCUAAAAAAAUGGAUAUUCUUUAAUAAUAGCUGAUCAAUAUUUUGUGUAUUUAAA